Molecule: messenger RNA, 1758 nt
Organism: Pieris macdunnoughi
Lineage: Eukaryota; Metazoa; Arthropoda; Insecta; Lepidoptera; Pieridae
Source: the annotation of a GenBank genome assembly
AUGUGGUUCCUUACCUCAAAUAGUGAGAGUAGAAUAAUUUACGUUAACGAAAAUAAAAAUGUCACGGUAGGUCGAAGCAUUGAUGCUCAGAAUAGUAAUUUUGCAGUUCCUGAUGAUCCCUCUCUAAGUAGGAAGCAUGCAACGUUGUCUGUCAAGGAUGGUGAACUUGUCCUUCGCGAUCUAGGAUCAAAGUAUGGAACUUAUAUCAACAAUAAUCUUGAGAAAGUGGUCAGUGAGGUUGACCACAUAAUAAAUUCUGGUGAUGUUGUAAAAUUUGGUAAAAUGAACUGUAUAUGGAAAGUAAAUCAACUUCAUUUCAUAACAUGCACCUCCACUCUAAAGGGGGAAAAUCUUCAAACUUUAAGCGUACAUCUAGUGAAGCUAGGGGGAGAAUUAAAAAAUAACUGGGAUGACACAUGUUAUUAUUUAACUAUGCCUGCAAUAACAUUAACAAUAAAAGUUGUGUUAGCAUUAGUGCAAGGCUCACAUAUUGUGACAACAGAAUAUUGGAAGAAGUGUCUUGAAGCAGUGAACACAAAUGGGCCUUUACCAAGUCCAAAAGACUUUGUGCCUCAAAUUGUAGAAACUACAUUAAAUAAAGAAAUUGUUUCAUUUUUACCCAAUGAUCAGAGACAAGAGCUUUUUGGUGGAAAAAGCUUUGUUUUUUUCUCAAAGAGACAGAUGGAAAUGUAUGAAGUGGUAUUGUUGAAAAGUUCUGCUAAACCUCUUUUAUUAAGUGAAUGCAAAAUGACAAAGUCGGGUCUUUGUGAACCAAAUGUUAUUGUUAUACAGUAUAAUAUAACAUCAACUUCUCAAGAAAGCCAAGCUCAAAAAGAACAAAUAAAUAAUAUUGUUGGAUUUUUAAAAAGCAAGGGCAAAAGGUUAAUACCAGAUCCUGAAAUUGGUUUGGCAAUUCUUUACUGUUCCACCAAUAAGUAUUGUAAUCCCGAUUUUAAUUUUACAUCAGAAGUUAUUAAGCAAGUAACUGGUGCUGCUGUUAAAAGUAAUAAAAUUUUAGCACCAGAGACACAAGAAUCAUCACAAGAUUCUCAUAAGAAAGAAAAUGUUGUAAUAAAUGAAAGUUUAAAUUCCAAAAAUGACACUGUUUCUGAAAUUUCAAAAAAAAAAAGGAAAUUAAGUGUUGAAAAUGAUGACAGCUUCAGUAAUAAAAAAAUUCACGCUCAUAGUGUUUCAUCAUAUGAUGGAAAAAAAAGGGUAGCUGAGGAAGACUUAAGCAACAGUUCUAAAAAAAUUGCAUUAAGUAAUGAUGAUGAUGAUGGAAUAUUCAACUUUGUUACUAAUGAAACAAACAAGAAUACAGAUAAAAAGUUAAAUUUGGCCAAACCAUCUAAAAGAAAAAUGGCUAGUGAAGAUGAUGAUGACCUAUUCAAUUUUUUGGGAAAAAAGAAACCCUGUACAGAAACUAAUUUAAUUAAUGAAAAGGAAUUAAUACCCGAGACAAAUAUUGUUAAAGUAGACAAUGUUAAGGUGGAGGAAUUGCGUGGCACUAAAUUACAAGAAUUAAUGGAAAAAAACUCUAACCUUGUUAACACAAGGACAAUAAAGAAGGAGGAUAUAUCAGAUUUGGAUGAAAAGUUUCAUAACAUUGAUAUUGGCAGUACUACAAUUAUCUUAAGGAAUGACCUAAUCAUAAAAAGAGAACCUAUUGAAAUUAAACCAAUUCUGGGUGAAGUUAAGAAUUUCAAGAAGUUUAAAAAAGUUUGGCCUCCCAAAAUGCAAGUGUCUAUUAUUUCUUAG